CAUAUUUGAAGUUUUAAUUAUUGACAUCAUAAUAUUCCCAAAUUUGUUGUCAAAUACCUUAAUAUUAAUUAAUAAACUUUUAAAUUAAAUAUAUAUUUUCGUUGUGUUACUCAUAUUUACUACAAUAUAACUGUUAUAUCAGUAUUACUCCAGUGAUUAACUCGUACCUUGAUAAGAGAUUUGUGUUAAUGACUAUUAUACUCGUAUAAAAUCUACAUUUUGUGUGUCAUUCAUAUUUUCUUAUAAAUAUUGUGUGCAUUGACUGACUAAUUAUGGGAGACUUCAGUAAAAUACGCGACAGAGUCCGCGAUCAGACCACUAGACUGUACCGUCGGGUCAGAAAUUUUGGCCGAAGGAUUUUCGCCAAAAGCGAGUCUAACGGACAGCCAUCCGGAACUACACCCGAACAGCAACACUAUAACAGUACAGUCGGCGCUCAGGAUAUGGCGGCUAAUAACCAGCGGAAGGGACAGGCGGUUCAGCCACCGCUACACAAAGUAAUUAUGGUCGGCAGUGGAGGGGUAGGCAAAAGCGCACUCACCCUCCAGUUCAUGUACGACGAGAGUACGAGGACACACACCACUCGCAUACCGGUGCAAAACGCACAGGCUAUAUAUCAAAAUAUCAUAUCACUUAUCCAGAUCAAUAAUAUCUUGAUCAUCUGA
Molecule: messenger RNA, 665 nt
Organism: Oppiella nova
Lineage: Eukaryota; Metazoa; Arthropoda; Arachnida; Sarcoptiformes; Oppiidae
Source: the annotation of a GenBank genome assembly